AUGGGCCUCUCUGGCCCAGUACCUCGUAUGUUUCUUGGUAAUGCAGUGGAGUUAUUUAAUCAUCACCAACAUCCGUCAGCUUGUCUAGCUGAUUGGACACAUCGUUUCGCCAUUUCCACUCAAGACGACCGCUGCCAUUGCAACAACAUGAUCUUCGGCAUUUACUGGCAUCAACAGAUUAGCUUAGGUGAUGAAUGGAAGCGACAACGGUCAGUCAUGCAACCAACGUUCAGCCCCAACAAGUUGAAAGAGAUGCGUGCAAUCAUUGACCAAUGUGUGACGAAUUUAAUCGAGAAAUUAGAUGAACAAAAGGCCGAGGUGGAAUUCGACAUAACAAGUUUGUUACAACGUAUGUCGAUGGAUAUUCUGUUAAAUUGUGCUUUCGGCAUCAACCUGUCCAAACAUGAAAAACUAAGUGUACCGUUUUUUCAACGAUGUUUACAAGUAUUUGAAUUCAGUUUUUUCCAAACGAUUUUAACGAUGUGUUCAUUAAUUGUACCCGAAUUAGAUUUCAUAUGGGUCACAGUUUUCAAAUAUACAAAUCCGAAUACAUGGCUUUUGUACCACGUAGAACAAAUAAUUAAACAACGUCGUUUAUAUGGAAAUGAGAGAAUCGAUCUAUUGCAAUCAAUGAUCGAAGCCACUGAUGCAUCACAACAUGCGUCAUCGCAAACAUCAACAUCACCUAAAGCUCGUUUGAAUCAAGAUGAACUGUUGCACAAUAUCUAUUUAUUUCUGCUUGGCGGAUAUGAAACAGCAGCAACAACAUUGGCAUAUUUGAUAUUUAUUCUCGCAACACAUCAAAACGAGCAAGCACAUUUACUGGAUGAAAUCGAGCGUGUUUAUGGUGAUUAUGAUCAAAUCAUUAAACUCGAAUAUCUCGAUUGGUUUAUACAAGAAACUUUACGAUUUUUCCCCAUUGCACCGUUUAUUGUCAAUCGACAAUGUAACAAGGAGUGUCAGAUCGGACCACUCAAGAUUGAGCGAGGUACAAAUAUUACAGUCGAUAUGUACAGUUUACAUUAUGAUGAUCAACUGUUUGGACCAGUUAGUCCAUUGAAGUUCUAUCCGGAACGUUUCCGUAAUAAACGUCAUGCAUUAGCUUGGUUACCAUUCGGUGCCGGACCACGCAAUUGCAUUGGCAUGCGCUUUGCAAUGUUAGAAAUCAAAUUAGCAUUGGUACAAAUACUUCAUCGAUACAAAAUUCUGCCUGGCGAAAAUACAUUGAGCAAAUUCGACGUGCAAGAACGAUUUGUUAUUGCACCGACAAAUGGCAUUUGGAUUCGUAUCGAACGACGGGAAACUUAG
Molecule: messenger RNA, 1308 nt
Organism: Adineta ricciae
Lineage: Eukaryota; Metazoa; Rotifera; Eurotatoria; Adinetida; Adinetidae
Source: the annotation of a GenBank genome assembly